This is a messenger RNA of Acanthosepion pharaonis, 474 nucleotides long. The record is from the annotation of a GenBank genome assembly. NCBI's taxonomy places the organism in Eukaryota, Metazoa, Mollusca, Cephalopoda, Sepiida, Sepiidae.
AUGCUGACUUCACCAUCGACGUCUGCGAAAUCUGCAUCACCUUCGAAUACGCCCAUUUUGUCUGCGGCGAACAAUUCUUCUCCGGACACUGCCAUUAAGCCGAAAAAAAUAUCAAUCGACGAAGAGAGAAAGACACCAAGGCACCACAAUAAUAACGAUUUUGGAGCUCAGUUGAAGCACAUCCCGUGGAAAUCUACGACACAGAAUCCAUUUGAAGAUCUAGAAGUAAUCCUAAAAGAUGCUCGGAACGGUGGCCGCUAUGAAGAUAAUCUUACUCUAAAUAGUAAAUCCGAAGGCGGAAUAUUAUUAUCGGCCGAUUCAAGAACCAUGCACAACGUCUCUAAGAGAUCAAUACCAUCCACAUCCCGCUGGGUAAGCUGGAGUCUUUUAGUACUUCCUCAACUAUCUAUCUCUCAUUCACUCCUUGACUAUCUACCUAUGUAUCCCUCUCUCUCUCUCUCUCUCUCUUUCUAA